This is a messenger RNA of Brassica napus (rape), 2652 nucleotides long. RefSeq lists its product as uncharacterized. Lineage: Eukaryota; Viridiplantae; Streptophyta; Magnoliopsida; Brassicales; Brassicaceae. The transcript has 3 exons. The record is from RefSeq and is a predicted model, not a curated record. Bases 998 to 2530 code for a protein of 510 amino acids.
UUCGAAUUCGGGUAGUUCGGAUAAAAUAUCAGAUAUUUAGGGUACAAUAUCAAAUAAUUAAGGAUAAUUUAAAUAAGAUGUUUGAAUAUUUCAGAUUACUUUGGAUAUUUCAGAUAAAACUAUCCGGAUGGUUUCAUAUACUUUCGGGUAGUUCGGAUACUUUAUAAUAAUUUAGUUAUCCUCAACUAUUUUCGGAUACUUUUAAUAGAUUUUAAAUUAAAAAUAUAUAUAUAUUUAGUUAUGUUAUAUGUACAUAUAAUUAAUAUUUUUAUAUAUUUGGGUACUCGUUCGGUUUUCGGUUCGGUUAUUACGGAUAUAGAAAUACAGGAACCGUUCAGAUAUUUGAGGGUUUUAGUCCGGUUCCGGUUUCAGGUAUUUCGGUUCGGUUCUGGUUUUUUCUGCCCAUGCCUACGAGUGACCUUUUAUUUAUUUUUUAAAUACAAAGAUUUGUACAGAGCCAAACUCGGAAUACUGCAGUCUGCAGUAUUGUAGAAUGUGUAUUUUGUUUUGGUCGAAGUAGACUGUGUUUAUGUCGGCUUUACAUCUUAUUUAUGUGUAUAGACGUGACGACUGAUCAAUAGCUAUCUUUUAUUCUCUCACUGAUUCAAGACCACAACUUGUGUUGUUGGGUCAAUCUUGUAAGCAGUUAUAGUCUCUGUGGGGAAGAAAAUAAGCACUAGUUUUUUGUACUCUUGCACUGCAAGAAAACAAAAAACAUCAACUGUACAGGUCCGCUUUACUUUGAAAUUUGUUCAUUUUUUGGUGAAUCCUUCCAAGUUCAGUCCCGUGUCUUGUCUUCUAAAGAACUAUUCAUUCCAUACACCUCUUUUCUCUCAAACGUUGACUCCGUCUUUUGGUGAUAAAACUUGUUUGCUUCUUUCCUGUUUUGAUGAAAGAUUCAAUUUUAUAAAGAAUUCCUCUUCCUUUUUUUGCUUGCUCUGGGUCAGGCCACAGGCUUAUUUGUUAGAUCUGUGAGAGAGAGAGAGAGAGAAGUGACAUGUCUGGAAAAGUCUAUCAUGAUUGUCCCAACGUAGGCAAUCCCUACCAUGAGUGCAAUGAUCGAUGUUUCGAGAGGAUCAACUCUGGAGAUGUCCCCAAGAAGGAGAAGAGGCCGUUUGGCUUUGGUAAGGCACCUUGGAGAAAGGACAGUCCUCCUAUCAGUCCGGUUCGUGUUGUUGCGGAAAAUAGAUGGCCACUUCCUAGCUAUUACGCUAAGAGGAUGGUUGAAUCAGACGAGUCUCCCUCAUUCUCAUCCUCCGAUGACACCUUCAACGCAAACCUUCUGUCCAGGCCGCCUUCUCCUCUACAUGGAAACAAACCUGAAUCAGUCAUAAAUUGGCUCCCAAUGUCACCUUCUCUAUCUGUGUAUUGCAAAAAAGAUUUUUUCGCAUCAAAUUUUGAUCACCGUGCGCUCAUUCAUAAUGGUCUAGACACUGAAAUGACACCUAGGACUAGGCCUAAAGCACCUGAACAUCCUCUUAGGACACAUCAACACAUGCCUCGCACCCCUGAUUCUAGGCCUAGGACACCUGAGCGACGAUCCAGCACCACUGAUAAUAGCACUGCACUAGAAACUAGACCUAGAACACCUGAACACCGGUCCAACAUCAAUGAUAAUGAACCAAGGACACCUGAACAUGCGCGUGUUUCUCUAGGACCUAGGCCAAAGACUGCAGAACGUAGAGCGAGGUCACCAGAACACAGGGAGAGAUCCUCAAGACAGCGGUCUAAGACUCCAGAGCCUCAAGGAAAGUACCUUGAACCUAGGAUCCCACAAACUCAGCCGAUAUCGCAUAGUACUGGCCUCCUCAAGUCGUCACCUGAGACGCAAGAAACUAGGCCAAAGGCUGAAGAAUACAGGGCAAGAAACUCAAGACCAGGGUCAAGGAUCCCCCAAACUCAACAAACAUCCAUUAUCGAAUGCAAGAGCUUAACAGGGGAGGAAACGCAGUCAAUGAUGUCUGAGUCGUACGUCUCUGUAGGGAGCUACAAGGUCAGAGCGAGCGUCUCGGACACCCUGCAGCAAAUCUUGGACAAGCAUGGAGACAUAGCCUCCGGUUCAAAGCUCGAGUCGCUUCCCACGAGAUCUUACUUCCUGGAAACGCUAGCCUCGGUGGUUCUCCAACUCCAGUCAACGCCUCUGAAGCAACUAAAGGAGACGCGCGUCUUGGAAAUGCUAGCGGUCGUUGAAGACGUGGAGUCUGUCAGAAUCAGAGCCGGUUGGCUAAGGGAGGCUUUAAACGAGAUUCUUGAAGCGGCCAGAUGCUACGAUCGACAUGAUACGACGGCGGUGGAGAAAGGGAUGUGUGAGAGGGAGGCUUUGCUUGGGAGACAAGAGAUGGAGAAGAUACUGAAAGAGGUGAGAUGGAAGGAGAAUGAGGUGAAGAGUUUCCGUCAAGGGUUGAUGGAGACGGCAGGGCGUUUGGGAGAUUUGGAGAUGAAGAGAGCAAGGGUGGAGAAAAGGUUGGCGUUUCUUAGCUCCAAGGUGGACAAGUUUGAUGGAGAAUCUGUGUUGGAGAAGCUCUUCUGAUCAAUCAUUGUCUUGUUUUUGGCAUUUAUUUAUUGAAAACAUAAACACUACAUUAAGUGCAUCUGCUAAAAUAGUUAAAAGGAUCUUUCAUAUUAUAGAAAACAAAGGCAAGACAAAGGGUA